Molecule: messenger RNA, 2286 nt
Organism: Didymodactylos carnosus
Lineage: Eukaryota; Metazoa; Rotifera; Eurotatoria; Philodinida; Philodinidae
Source: the annotation of a GenBank genome assembly
AUGAUGCGGUUCACAUUACUGUUCAGUUUAUUUUUAUCCUGUUAUUAUCAACCGUCUUCUGCUGUUAUACUUAAAUCGUCCAUGAAUAAUAAUUAUUCUCAGAUAGCCGUGUUGGGUUGUGAUAGUAAAAAGCCAAAUUUAUAUUACGAUACAGAAAAACAAUUCUGGAUUGAACAUAAUAUGACAAAAUGUGUGAAAAAUGAACAUGAUACGCUUGAAGCGUAUCCAAAUCGUAACAUUGUCAAUAUUGUUCGUUUGGCUAAAACUCUUCAGUUUGACAAUUGGUGUGAAUUAGCAUCGAAAACGAAUGUAAACUAUAUUCGUCGUUGUAAAAAAGGAACAGAGACGGAAGAAUCUGUUCAGCCAUUUCGCUGUUUAACCGAUCCGUUUCAAUCUGAUGAAUUAUUCAUUCCGUCUGAUUGUCAGUUUCAAACAUUAUACGAUUCAUCAACAUGCCUUCCUCAAGAACAAUGGCAAAGUCAAGCAUCACUAACUUGUUCUGACAAAAAAAUGUUAUUAAAUUCGUCGUCGCUAUUGAAAUGGUGUGGUAUAGCCAAAUUUGUUGGAAUUGAAUUUGUCUGUUGUCCAUCUAAAGAUGGUGAGUUAGAGCCUUCUAUCUCGAAACUUUUGUGGGAUGACAAAGAUUUGGUUGCUGAAGAUGAUGAGAUACAUGAAUUUGCAGUUCCAGAAUCACUUCAACAAAGUUUGAAAUUUGAUCUGGAUGAUGAUACUCUUUAUGAAGACUAUGAUACAAUUGCAUCUACGAAAAAGCCAUUAACAACGAAGCAACAGCGACGUCUUUUAGCAGCAAAUCAGUCUUUUGAACGAUUUGCAAAUGAAGAAGGAAAUUUUUCUGAUGAUGAAGACGAUGAUGAAGAUCAGGAUGAUGAAAAUGGAAUGAGUCCAAACUCGUCAAUACUACCUGAUCAAUUACCGAAAAAUGAACAUCAACGAUUUACUGAUGAAAAAGAAGCAUUUAAGAAGAAAUAUGAAGAACAAGUUGCUAAACUCGUAUCCCAAUGGAAACUUCGACAAGUUGAAAUUAAAGAAGUAAUGGCUAAUAAUCCCAUUGAAGGACAAAAAAAAUGGGAAGCAACAGAUAAAGAGUUUAAAAAUGAAUAUGAAAAAAUAAAACAACGUGCCAAUGAAGAACGUUUACGUAUCAAUGACUUACAUGAAAGACAUUUGGAUUUGAAUAUUAACCGUGAAAAAGCUGAAGCACAGAAGCAGUUAACGAAUGCAUGGAAUGAGAAACCGAUUAAAACCGAAAAUGUUCAAAAAGCAUUAUUAAGUUAUUUACAUGCGUUAAUACGCGAUCGUUUACAUUUGGUAAAUCGAUAUGAACGUUUAAGAAUUAAGGAUCCACCACAAGCAGCUGAAAAGAAACCGGAAAUCGAAAAACGUUUGAAACUCAUUGCAGCACGUAUCAAUGAUGCAGUAAAUAAUCUGAAACAGUAUUCAAAAUUACAAGCUAAAAUACAAUCACGAAUAAAUACAUUAUUUUCUGAAUACGCUGAAGUGAAUGAUGCAGCCGAAACACUGUUAAAUCAAUUUGCGUCAUCAUCCACAACGACAAAACGUAUUCCACGUUUACCAUUGGGACGAGAUGAAGCACGAAUAUAUCCUUUACCGAGUAAACCAUCUAAAACAACGAAAAAGUCAACCACAAGCACAACUACUACAACAACACGUCAGACAACAACAACAACAACAACUGAUGAUGACAGUGAAUAUGAUGCAACGGGUGAGUUAUAUGAUGAUGAUACUGAAGAAGAAAGAAACGAUAAUGAAAAACAAACGCAAUUACCGAACACCAUGACAACGACAAUGACAACGUUCUUCGUUCAACCAUUUGUUGAUGAGAUAGCCGACGAUGAUGAACAAGAAGACAUGAAUACUGGGAACUAUAUGAAAGAAGUUGUUAAUAGUUGGAAUAAUAAUGAUUUUUCAGCAAAACGCGAAAACAACCGGCUCAUUGUGGACGAGAAUCAAUCUCAAAAAAUAUCAUCAUCGAAAUUAAUGAUGAAUCCAAAAAGUUUAUUCCAAACAUAUAUUCCGUAUAUAGUAGGCUGUGUUCUGAUAUCAUUUAUUCUAAUUGGCGUAUUAGCCUAUCGUUGUUAUGCUCUACGUCGUCAUUACCGCCGUGGUGGUCAAUAUGAAAAAAAUUAUUUAUUUACAGAAGUUGAAUCAUGUAGUCCAGAAGAACGUCAUUUAGCAGCGAUGCAAGUUAAUGGUUACGAAAAUCCAACAUAUAAAUUUUUUGAACAUCAAACACCAAAAUGUUAA